Molecule: messenger RNA, 1329 nt
Organism: Talaromyces marneffei
Lineage: Eukaryota; Fungi; Ascomycota; Eurotiomycetes; Eurotiales; Trichocomaceae
Exons: 5
Coding region: 1-1329 (442 amino acids)
Biological process (GO): protein peptidyl-prolyl isomerization
Cellular component (GO): nucleus
Molecular function (GO): peptidyl-prolyl cis-trans isomerase activity; RNA binding
Source: RefSeq, a predicted model, not a curated record
AUGAGUGUGUUACUUGAGACAUCCCUUGGCGACUUGGUCAUUGACCUGCUAGUCGAUGUCGCUCCGAAAGCCUGUGAGAAAUCUUCCAUCUACCUCGUGCAAAAGAAUUUCACCUUUCAAACCGGCGACCCAAUCGGACCCGGCUCGGCCGAUAGCGAUGGAGGAUCUUCAAUAUGGGGGUUAUUGAAGGGGCCUACGCACAAAACAUUCGCCGUUGACAUGCCGACCAGACUCAAACAUACAGAACGAGGCACCGUGAGCAUGGCAACUGUGCCGUCGCCAAAAGACCCCGACGAACGCCUGGCUGGAAGUCAAUUCAUCGUGACGUUAGGCGACAACCUCGACUACCUCGAUGGUAAAGCAGCAAUAUUUGGCAAGGUGGUGGAAGGAUUCGAUGUAUUGGAGAAGAUCAAUGAAGCUUUUAUCGAUGACAACGGUCGACCUUUGAAGGAUAUUCGUAUACGACAUACGGUUAUUCUGGAUGACCCUUAUGAUGAUCCACCUGGCUUGGAAGUCCCGCCCGAAAGCCCUCUUCCCUCGAAGGCUCAAUUGGCUACAGUGAGAAUCGCUGAUGAUGAAGAAUUGGAUGAGGAUAUGGACGAAGAAGCCAUGGAACAGCUCCGUCGGGAGCGUGAAGCUCGGGCACAGGCUUUAACUUUGGAAAUGGUAGGCGAUCUACCAUUUGCUGAUGUCAAGCCGCCGGAAAAUGUACUCUUCGUUUGCAAGCUUAAUCCUGUUACACAAGAUGAGGAUCUUCACCUGAUAUUUAGCCGAUUCGGUCCCAUACUUUCUUGUGAAGUGAUUCGUGAUAAGAAAACAGGAGAUAGCCUGCAGUAUGCCUUUAUUGAGUUUGAAAACCAAAAAGACUGCGAGCAGGCCUAUUUCAAGAUGGAAGGCGUCCUAAUUGAUGAUCACCGUAUACAUGUGGAUUUCUCUCAAAGUGUAUCCAAACUUUCAGAUACUUGGCGGCAGGCUACAGUUCAAAAACGGCAAGGAGGAGGGUUUGGUGGUAUAUCUAGUCUCGAACGAAAACGCCAGUAUCGCACAGCUGAAGCCCGUGGCCGGACUGAUCGGUAUGGCAUGGUUUUUGAUAAAGAUGAGAUGCGCCGUCCACCGCUAGAUCAAGACCAAAAGUCCUCGCAGCCGCGGUCACGCAGUCGCAGUCGUAGUCCUGACCGAAGAGGUCCUCCAAGACGUUAUGAUGAUCAGCGACGUGAUGACCGCUACAAAGAUGGAAACCGGAACCGAGAACGAGAUCGAGACCAAGAUCGUAAUCGCAAUCGAGACAGGUAUUCAUCCGACAGAAGAGACUACGAUAGACGACGAUGA